Galendromus occidentalis (western predatory mite) is the source of this 1772-nucleotide messenger RNA. Its product is annotated as probable G-protein coupled receptor B0563.6. The record is from RefSeq and is a predicted model, not a curated record. The coding region runs from base 296 to 1447 and encodes 383 amino acids. Gene Ontology annotation, biological process: G protein-coupled receptor signaling pathway. Lineage: Eukaryota; Metazoa; Arthropoda; Arachnida; Mesostigmata; Phytoseiidae. The transcript has 3 exons. Gene Ontology annotation, molecular function: G protein-coupled receptor activity. Gene Ontology annotation, cellular component: membrane.
CGCAGAUGUCGCGGUAUCAAAGGGUUGAGCCAGAAGCCCUUAGAGAAGCCGGACAGGGUUUUUAUGUUCGUUCAGUUGACACUUGAUUGCUUCGAAGCUGGAAAGCUCUGGACACACUAACAGAGACGGUAGGGCGGCUGUGAACCCGACCGACCACAAACGAUUGCAAAUCGUGCCGCGAUCUGUCGGACGCCUCCUGUGCGCGUCGAGUACGCAGAUUGACGGACCACUGGAGAAACGAUGACGUCGGGACGCCGUUCGGUGCAAGGACGGAUGCGAUCCCCCACCUUGAUUAAUGUGUCGACCUCAUGAAUAUCAGACCGGAGUGAUGAGCUCCCAAUCUCGUUGGACGUUCGACUCGGCGAGUCUCUGUCCGUCGGUCGAGGAUCCGACCUCCUUCGAAUUGGAAGCCAGAAGCGGACAACAGUCGUUUCACGAACUCCAAGAACGAUUGGCUACGGUGAAAUUUCUUGCGUACGGAGUCGUUGCGAUCUUCAUCAUCGUUCUGGGCUUCAUCGGUAACGUGAUAAACCUGAUCGUGUUGACACGGCCCAACCUCAAAGGAGUAACUUAUGUCUAUCUCACGUGGUUGGCAACGUUCGACCUACUGUCUCUGAUUUUCGCCCUGUUUUCGGUUUUGAGACUUCACGGAAUACAACCAAAGAGCUACACGGCUGCAUUCUUCUACGCCCACCUGGAAAUGCCUCUUGUGAACUCAGCCAUGACCAGCAGCAUCUACAUCGUUCUAGCCGUGACUCUCGAUCGAUACUGGUCCGUCUGUCUGCCGUGCCGUUACAAAGACAUCCACACAGAAAGAUGCGCGCAUCGCGCGAUCUUCAUGUCGUUUCUUCUGCCACUGAUCCUCUAUAUACCGGUGGCGUUCCAAAAAGAACCCACUCGAAUCAUCAAUCCGUACAAUGGCCAAGAGGAGUGGGUCCCGUGUGACAGACCCGCGGUGGCACAGCACCCAAUCUAUCGCUUGUAUCUCAUAAUGAAAGAAGUGAUCGUGCGCUUCGGUCCCGUCAUAGCGAUCGCUGUGCUGAACACAACAAUAAUUCUCACGUUCAGAAAACUGCAAAAGAAGCGAAAGAGUCUGAUGGGCUCGUCCGAAAGUCGGCGCUUCGCUGAAGAGCGGCGUUUGGUGAUUCUCCUGGCGUCGAUUGUCAUCAUGUUCUGUGUUUGUAUGACUCCGGCCGCGAUAAACACUCUCCUCAACGGUGACCGCCUCGAUAAUAAUUACACCUAUCAGGUGUUCCGGGCAUUCGCGAACGACAUGGAGAUCACCAAUUUCGCCACGAAUUUCUACGUGUACUGCCUGUGUUCGACGGAAAUCCGGAAAACAUUCAUCCGUGUGUUCAUUGAUCCGUUGAGUUUGCCGUUCUGCUGGCUGGCAGCCCCCCUUCCAGCAGAACAACCCCUAGUCAGGAUAUCGCAUCCAUGGCGAUGACACCCAGCGGCAGCAAAGCCUACGAAACUCAAACUCUGUAAAGGAAGAAUCAUUGUUGAAAAAUCGAAGAUCUUGUAGAGAAGUCGACGCGUGGAAGUCGAGGCAUGCAGAUGAGCUCGUCGGGAGAGACCCCUGUUCUCGAUGAGCUUUUGGUGGAAGCUCAGUCUUCGACGAAUCUUUCCCGAAUCUUUGCUGUGGUCAAGGUCCUCGGAAGCCGGCGUUGAAAUUUCGUGUUUGUAUAAACGUCAUCGAUCAACCAUGACCGCACUCGUGGCGUACAACGAGUAUCUUGUAUGAUUUACCGCAGAUUCGAGAUGUUGUGCAG